GCCGCCCCAGGUGCCGGAUACGAACGCGGCGGCGGCGGCGGGUGAAAAGUAACUUGGCUCUCAGUAACUGAAUAGACAUCAUGUCUCGAGCACGGCAGCCCCCACUUGUCACUGGCAUCUCUCCCAAUGAAGGCAUCUCAUGGACAAAAGUGACAAUUAGAGGAGAAAAUUUGGGGACUGGGCCAACAGACCUCAUAGGUUUAACAAUCUGUGGGCACAACUGCCUGCUGACUGCUGAGUGGAUGUCUGCCAGUAAAAUUGUGUGCCGAGUUGGGCAGGCUAAAAACGACAAGGGAGACAUCAUUGUAACGACCAAAUCCGGUGGCAGAGGGACUUCAACAGUUUCCUUCAAACUGCUUAAGCCUGAAAAAAUAGGUAUCUUGGAUCAGUCUGCUGUCUGGGUGGAUGAAAUGAACUAUUAUGACAUGCGCACUGAUAGGAACAAAGGGAUUCCCCCCUUGUCCCUGCGUCCGGCUAAUCCGCUUGGUAUUGAGAUAGACAAAGGCAGAUUUCCUCAGAAAGAUUUGGAGGCACUGUUUCCUGGCAUGAGUGCUGAUUUCACGAGUGAAAACUUCUCUGCUGCCUGGUACCUGAUUGAGAAUCACUCAACAACAAGUUUUGAUCAACUCAAAACAGCAGUUGUAAACUUGAAGAAACAAGCCAAUAAGAAAAAUGAGGGGAGCCUGGCCUAUGUCAAAGGAGGUCUCAGUACGUUUUUUGAAGCACAGGAUGCUCUGUCAGCAAUCCAUCAAAAACUGGAAGCGGAUGGAACGGAAAAAGUAGAAGGAUCCAUGACGCAAAAACUGGAGAAUGUACUGAACAGAGCCAGCAACACAGCAGACACUUUAUUCCAAGAAGUGCUGGGUCGUAAGGACAAAGCUGAUUCAACAAGAAACGCACUUAAUGUUCUUCAGCGGUUCAAAUUUCUUUUCAACCUUCCCUUGAACAUUGAAAGAAAUAUCCAGAAGGGCGAUUAUGAUGUGGUUAUUAAUGACUACGAAAAAGCCAAGUCACUCUUUGGAAAGACAGAGGUUCAAGUAUUCAAAAAAUAUUAUGCUGAAGUUGAAACCAGGAUUGAAGAUUUAAGAGAACUUCUGUUGGAUAAGCUGCUUGAAACUCCAUCAACAUUACAUGAUCAGAAACGUUAUAUAAGAUAUCUUUCUGAUCUUCACGCGCCUGGGGACCCUGCUUGGCAGUGCAUCGGUGCUCAACAUCAGUGGAUUCUGCAGCUCAUGCACAACUGUAAGGAGAGCUACGUUAAAGAACAAAAAGGCAACCCACUGCUCCACAGCCCCAUGCUAGACCUGGACGGUGAUGUGCGUCCAUCCCCAAUUGGCCAUCUCAGUCAAACUGCUUCCUUGAAGAGGGGCAGCAGCUUUCAGGCUGGCCGUGAUGAUGCCUGGCGGUAUAAAGCUCCUCAGCAAGUUGUCUUUGUGGAAAAGUUGACAAAGCUUGUUGUGAGUCAGCUGCCCAACUUCUGGAAGCUCUGGAUUUCUUAUGUGAAUGGAAGUUUAUUCAGUGAGACUGCUGAAAAAUCUGGCCAAAUGGAAAGAUCAAAGAAGAAUGCAAGGCAAAGACAAAAUGAUUUCAAGAAAAUGAUUCAGGAAGUGAUGCACUCUCUAGUGAAACUUAUCCGUGGAGCUUUGCUUCCAUUCAGCCUCAGAGAAGGAGAAUCAAGAGAGUAUGGUGGCUGGGAGAUGAAAUCAGAACUUUCUGGCCAGUGGCUAACACAUGUUGUCCAGACAGUGAGGCUUAGUUCUGAGUCUCUUACUGCGCUUGAGAUACCCAACGAUAUGCUUCAGAUCAUCCAGGAUCUUAUUUUGGACCUCCGUGUGCGCUGCAUCAUGGUGACCUUACAACAUACAGCUGAAGAUAUAAAGAGGCUAGCUGAAAAAGAAGACUGGGUAGUUGACAAUGAAGGUUUGACAUCGUUGCCGUCCCAGUUUGAACAGUGCAUUAUUCGUGCCCUGCAAUCUCUGAAAACAGUGCUGGACUGCAAGCCUGGAGAAGCCAGUGUUUUCCAGCAACAGAGAACACAGGAGGACGUGUGCCAGUUGAGCAUUGGGAUCAUGCAGGUCUUUAUAGACUGUGUGGAGCAACUGAGCACCAAACCUGAUGGUGACAUAGAUACAGCACAUCUUUCAGUUGAUGUUUCAUCCCCAGACAUGUUUGGGAGCAUUCAUGAAGACUCAAGUUUCUCUUCAGAGCAGAGGCUUUUAAUUGCACUCAGUAACUGUCGUUACCUGGAGCGUCACACCUUCCUAAAUAUAGCUGAGCACUUUGAGAAGCAUGGCUUUCAGGGGGUUGAAAAAAUAAUUCAAGUUAGUAUGGAGUCCUUGAAAGAGCUGGAUCAAAGACUGUUUGAAAUGUACAUUGAAUUCAAGGCAGAUCCGAUCGUUGGGUCUUUAGAACCUGGCAUUUAUGCAGGAUACUUUGAUUGGAAAGAUUGUCUCGUUCCAGCAGGUGUCAGGAACUAUUUGAAGGAAGCAUUGGUGAACAUCAUUGCUGUGCAUGCAGAGGUGUUUACAGUUUCCAAAGACUUGGUUCCUCGGGUGAUGUCAAGGGUUGUAGAAGCAGUCUCUGAAGAGCUGAGUCGACUGAUGCAGUGUGUGUCAUCCUUCAGCAAAAAUGGAGCUCUACAGGCAAGACUGGAAAUCUGUGCCUUGAGGGACACUGUGGCCAUAUACCUGACACCUGAGAGCAAGUCAAGCUUCAAGCAAGCUUUGGAAGCCUUGCCUCAGCUCUCAAGUGGGACUGACAAAAAGUUGCUGGAAGAGUUGCUAAACAAGUUCAAGAGCAGCAUGCACUUGCAGCUGACCUGUUUUCAAGCUUCUUCAUCAGCAACGAUGAAAACAUAGACAACGACACAAUGCAGACAGCUCAGAAGACAAACAUCAGCUGUUUCCUGAAUACUUCUUCAAUUCCUUUGAAGACUCUGAAGAAAAAAGGGAUUGCACUCGAAUGAUCAUGAGAUACAACCCUUUGUGUGAUGGUGUGGGGAGUCCUGCUGAGUGAGACUUUUGGACAUAGAUACCUUAAUAAAACAAUUUUUCUGUCCACUCUGUUUCAUUCUGAGGACAGAACUAAGCCACUUUUGUUUACAUACACUCCUCUUGGCUGUACACUGAUGAAGAAAUGCUCGGUGGGGUGCUGCAAUCUCAGCUUCAGUUGUUAAAAAUGUAUUUUUCACCCACUGGGAUGUAUUUUUAGCAAAUGCCACCUGUAAUUUGAGUAUUACUCGCUUUGUUCAAUGUAUCAAGGUGUCACUUUCUUGCUGUAGAGCAGUACUGGUAUGACUGGAAAACUCAACUUGUGUAAACUGUUGAAAAAUAUGUAAUAAAAAUUGCUACAUACAGUGUUCAGAUACAACAUGGAGAAGGGCACUUUCUGCUCUUGCAUUGAAAAAGGAUCACUUUUUUCCCUGGUGUUUUUGAGUGGUCUUAAGUCUUCAGUUCUUGAGAGCUGCUUUUUUGCUGCUUUUUUAAUUAAAUGUAUUCCUGCCUCUCUUAUUUCUCCCUUCUAUUGUAAAACUGAUGGUAACCUGACAGAAACAUUUCUUUCUUUGAUAAUGAAAGAGAAGCACUCCGAGUUUAUAAGAUUGGUAGAAAUGUUCACAUGAAAUACUCUUUGGUGCUAAGAGGUAGAAAAGUUCCUAGUCCCUCACAUCAGCAGAAGAAAGGAGAAGCACAACAUGCCAUUGGUUUUACUGCUUCUUACUCCUCUUGUCUUGUUCUUAUAGGCUCAUGACCACCAUCUUCCUUUUCCUUCUUAUUAGUCUCUCCUCACCACCACUUAAUGGAAUUGGUGUGCAGGGGUGUAAGGAUUCAGAUGGAAAGAGCAAUUUUGCUGCCAUUGAGCUCUAGUUACACACAGAUCGUGGACCAUCUUCUCAAGAUUUGAUGCUGACUUUCAUUUUGGGCAUUGGUAGAAGAUGCAGGAAGCUGUAAGAACACAGCCACUAAUAGAAGUGGUCCAGUUUUGGGGGCUGAGGUGUGGGUUUAACUAAUAACUGAAAUCACAACUUGCAGGUAAAUCAUGAAGUAAUUAUUCAUUCCGCAUUUGCAGCCCUCUGGAGUGGGACUUCUUAGAAACAGUGCACCGAGUUUUCAACAGGGCUGCUGAUGUUGACUCUUUUCUUCUGUCAGUUCAGUUAUGUGCUUAAAACACAGCAUCCAGUUCCUUCAUUGUUAAAUACUGGAGAAGCAGCUUCAUGCACAUGUAUCUGCUCAUUAAAAUUGUGUAUAUAGUAAUAGCUUGUUGAAUGGAUGUUUGAAACUUCAGCUGUAUGUCGUUAUUGGCUUCCAGGAGAAUUGUUAAAACCCCUGGAGCAAGGUUGGUUUGUUAAGUGUAGUCCUUUCUGAGUUGGUUGUAGUCUUAGCUGUUGGUAUUAACCAAAAUAGUCACCCAGUUUCCUCCAUCUGUAAAAGAUUUCUCUUUGGAGUAAUAAAAUAGGAAGAAAGGUGGUCAAAAGCUCUUGUUGUAUUUCUCACUCUCCAAUAAAUGUGGUUUCUGUAUGAAUUUUGCCAGUGCUCAUG
Messenger RNA from Dryobates pubescens (Downy woodpecker), 4535 nucleotides. It is a transcript of the gene EXOC2, whose product is annotated as exocyst complex component 2. Gene Ontology annotation, cellular component: exocyst. Bases 81 to 2858 code for a protein of 925 amino acids. NCBI's taxonomy places the organism in Eukaryota, Metazoa, Chordata, Aves, Piciformes, Picidae. The record is from RefSeq and is a predicted model, not a curated record. Gene Ontology annotation, biological process: exocytosis; Golgi to plasma membrane transport. The transcript is spliced from 28 exons.